AGUUCCGGGUUUUUCACGCACUUUUUCACGAACCAGACGUGACAUAUAGAUAUACAUCGAACCGCGAAGGAGCCAACAAACAGGUCCCAAGUCAAACACGACAUGUGGGCUCACACACACACACACUCACACAUGCAUACAAAAGACAUUGCUCCUAGAUCUCGGCACACGCCCUUCCUUUGCCUUGGCUGCCCCACACCCACCCACGCACACAGCCUGCAACUCGCUACGUGGCUACAAAUAACCCCUGCUGCAGGCCGGCUGACCAGAAUCCCUCUCUCUACACACGCACAGAGGAUUGUUGGUCCGUCUUGCUACUGACGAUAGGUACACACACCCGCAACAUAGCUACAUAAGUCCGGUGAGCGACGAGUGCAUUCGCUCCUCAUUUCCCGCCAUCGGCCAUGCCGCGCAUGGUGUCGGUGUUCAUCCUGUGGUAGCCGCGGGAUAUCCGCCGCUGCUCCUUCGUCAUGUCAUCCUCCACCGCAUUGUUUCGACGCGAAGACCUCUUCCGCAACCUCGCACUCCUAGAUGACGACACACGACACACUUAUGUCUCCCUUGCUUUUCGUCCUGUGUCUCCCACUUAACGUGAUGAGAUCUGCAGGUGCGGUGAGGUAUGUGAGUGAGCCGCGCCUCAGGACCAGCCUGGCCUUCUUGCCGCAGCAGCACGAACACAGGAAGAAACUCACCAGCAGAGACAUCAGCGCCCCCGCCAUUAUGGGGUACUUGCGAGCCAGCCGCCAACACGCUUUGACUCCACCAGACAGACGGCCUAACAAGGCUGAAAAUAGACGAAGAAGAGGCAUGCAUACAAACAUGCGUACAGACGACGGGGGGCUGGCUUGUCCAUCUGACUUACAUAGGUCUGGCCGGAGUGUGUUGUCAUCCUCCUCUCCUUCUUCCGCUCUUUUCUUCGUGAUCUUCUUCGCACCUGUAUCAUCCCAUACACCGGCAGGCAGGCAGGCAGACACACGAGACACACUCAUCCAUGGGUUCCCGGUAUCCACGAUUCGUAUGUCUCGCCUCCUUCUCGCAGCUCACUUAGCCUUCUCCUCCUUGACGAGAAUACCUCCCCCUUCCUCUGUUCCGUUCUGACUUUACACCUGGCAGGGCCUGACAGUGUCCCCUUCCGAGACACCACUCUGCUGCGAGACAGUGGGCCCUUCUUGAGGCGGCAUGUCUGUGACUCUUGCUCAUAGGUGAAGGCUCCACACCCGGCAUGGCGCGCGCACAGACGUUGGCAGCCGAGUGCAUCAGAGAUGUUGGUAGCUGUUUGUUUGUCUGGUCCACUGAUGUAUGUAUCCACGGCGAAACAGGCCAACCGGGCUGCACACAACACGACACAGAGAGGGGACAAGAAGGACCAAAGUGUGCAUGACAUUGUGCACAUGGGUGCCCAUCUCUGUGUCUGUGCUCCUACCUGUGUGUGUCCGCCGGCUGGCCUUGACAGCCCGACGCAUCAACAUCAAGUCAUGCAGCCGCCUUGUGUGGAGGCCUGUCCGCCCCCGCAGGAGCCGCAGGAGCUCCCUGCCGACCGUGCGCCUUCUGCCGACAGAUCGUGCCUGUCUCGCCAUGAGUGCAGGUGAGUCUUGUGCAGCAUCGGUGGCUUGCAGUGCCAGCCCCAACACAAGGGCGACACCUGAGGAGAAAGGCAACACAGUCCCGAUUUGUUUUCUCUUGUCGCUUGUGCUCACCAAUGAAGACCCGGCUCACCAAACGACAGCGGUUGUGCCGUGCAGCCAUAUUUUCU
This is a messenger RNA of Vitrella brassicaformis, 1753 nucleotides long. The record is from the annotation of a GenBank genome assembly. NCBI's taxonomy places the organism in Eukaryota, Vitrellaceae.